This is a messenger RNA of Pseudoliparis swirei, 1116 nucleotides long. Its product is annotated as LIM/homeobox protein Lhx9-like. Gene Ontology annotation, biological process: regulation of transcription by RNA polymerase II; neuron differentiation. The coding region runs from base 1 to 1116 and encodes 371 amino acids. The transcript is spliced from 5 exons. Gene Ontology annotation, molecular function: DNA-binding transcription factor activity, RNA polymerase II-specific; RNA polymerase II transcription regulatory region sequence-specific DNA binding. Gene Ontology annotation, cellular component: nucleus. The record is from RefSeq and is a predicted model, not a curated record. Lineage: Eukaryota; Metazoa; Chordata; Actinopteri; Perciformes; Liparidae.
AUGGCGUGCGCCGGCUGCGGCGAGCGCGUGUGCGACCGCUUCUUCCUGCUGGCGGCGGGCGGCGCGUGGCACGGCGCCUGCCUGCGCUGCAGCCGCUGCCGCUGCGAGCUGCAGACGCAGCCGUCGCUGUUCUGGAGGGACGGGAACAUCUACUGCCAGCAGGACUACUGCAGGGCCUUCGGAGGCGGGCGCUGCGCUCGCUGCUGCCAGCCAAUCCCUGCGUCCGCUCUGGUCAUGAGGGCCGGACAGCUGACCUUCCACCCGCACUGCUUCUGCUGCCAGGUAGACCUCCAGAGGCCCCGGGGCCCCGAGAGACCUCCAGAGGCCCCGGGGCCCCGAGAGACCUCCAGAGGCCCCGGGCCCCGAGAGACCUCCAGAGGCCCCUGGCCCCUAGAGACCUACAGAGGCAACCUGUACUGCAUGCAGGGCCAGAGCCUGUACUGCCAGUCCCACUACGGGGACGCUGGGAGAGACCCCCCACCCCGAGACCCCCAGCCAGACCCCUCCCUGAGAGAAGCUCUCAACCAGGCCUCAGGUGAGGGGGAGGAGUCCGUCAGCAGUCCUGAGCCUCUAUUGGACGACAGGGCGGCGGGGGGGCGGACCCGCCGGCGAACCAAGCGAAUCAGGACGUGUUUCCGCAGCGAGCAGCUCAGAGCGCUGGAGUCGUAUUUCGCCCAGAAGCACAACCCGGACGGCAAAGACUGGAACUGCCUCGCCCACAAGACCGGCCUCCCCAAGAGGGUCCUGCAGGUGUGGUUCCAAAACGCUCGAGCCAAACUGCGGCGCUCCGUCACCACCGACGACUCUCAGGUGGACUCGCCGUCCGCCUACCCCGGAGGAGGCGUGGCCUUGGCCCCCGACCCGCCCCCGGACCGAUCCCUGGCCCCGCCCCCUCUCUCCUCCUCCGCCAGCACCAUCGACCAGCUGCAGCUCUCGCUGCUCACCGCGCCGCUCAGCGAGCCGGCGGGGAGUCCGGCCUCCUUGUACCUGGACUACGAUUCCCAGAGUGCACCGGGGUGCCUCUCCUCCCUGGAGGUCUUCGAGGACUUUGAGGAGGCCGGCGCGGCAGAGGGGGGGGGCCACCCUCACGGCUCCUUCGCACCACAUUACUGCUAG